GUACGUUGUCAUGUCAAUGUGAGAGAUAAAACACAGGAAAUGAUGGAAAAUAUGGCCGAUUCAGAACCAUCGAUAUGGAGACAUAAAGAGAGAGAGACUGUUUAUCAGAAUGCAGAUUUUGUCCAUGGGAUCAGAAAUCAUGAGAAUGGAAUCAUUAUUGAUCCUGAGAUGGUAAUUCAAGAAACAGAUGACGAAUUGGUACCAGCUUCUAAGAAUUUUUUUAAUGAAGAAACUUGGAAGAAAUGGAAAUUAAAAUCUGGUCUGGUAGUUGUCGAUCUCUUGGCGGCUUCUGCUCGUGAGAUUGGUCAUCCUUUCAGACCUGAGGUAUGGGGAAUUGUUCGUUGCGGUUAUAGAAUUGCGAAACCAAAGUGGUGUAGUAGUGAAGACUACUUGGAAAUCCAAAAAUUUACACGACGUGCAACAAUCGACUGUCCAGAAAUCAUAUCUAAGCUUUUAAAACUAAAAUCGCUUGAAUCUCUAGAACAUAGUAUAGAAGAUAUUCAUUUACUAAAUAAUAUUGACAAAAGAAUCGGAGGAGAUGGUAAAAAGCUUAUCCUAGAAGAACUCAAGAUAACUUGUGUAAUUUAUCACGAAGUCUUUCCAGAAUAUUCGAUAAUGCAACAGCAAUGCAUAUCGGAAUCAGAUUAUGGUGGUUAUGUCAUUCACCCUUCCCUAAAAAGCAUGCUUUUUGGGUUAGAAAAGAACUUGCAUUACCACAUAGGAGAAAUAAUUCUAUCUUCGGUAAAAGCAUGUCGUGAAAGACGCAAGCUCGUCACUUCAUUUGAACAAAAAGCUGAUGGAGUUUUUUCUGUGCGAUUAAAGAAAUCUUUUGUAGAAGUUGGACAUUUGGAGAUGAGUGGCGGAUACGGCGACAAAGAUCUCCCUCGAUCAACGUGGGAUGGUUGCUGUAAAUUGCCAAUAGGUAAUGCGUAUAUGCUGGAAGAAAUCGGUGAGCGAUUUCGCGGAGCUUCAUGUGAAACAUUUUCAAAAAUGAGCGUUUUUUCUUUGCAUACUUAUGAUAACCGAAUUGAGUUAUGGAGGAUGCAUGUUCCGUCUCGCGGCGUUCUACAAUAUGAACGAACACAUAAAACAAUCGUUCCUACCUGUUUCGAAGAAGAGCGAAAAAAGUUUUUUGAUUUCGUUGUUGUCUUGUGGGAUCUUAGGUGUUGGUUGUUGGAAGUUGUUGAAGUUAUUCAUAGACUACAAGAUGAACAUAAUGGUUCAGACAUGAAAGUGACCAAUCUCUCUGGUACUCUUCCACCACACCCAUUUACACCACAAAAGGAUAAACACAAAAAAGGUAUUACAGCUGCUUAUGCACAUAGUGAUCCAGGUAGUUCACCUAUUCGUUAUGAGAUUUGA
Messenger RNA from Funneliformis caledonium, 1362 nucleotides. The record is from the annotation of a GenBank genome assembly. NCBI's taxonomy places the organism in Eukaryota, Fungi, Glomeromycota, Glomeromycetes, Glomerales, Glomeraceae.